Messenger RNA from Hyalella azteca, 2914 nucleotides. RefSeq names its product poly(A) RNA polymerase, mitochondrial (gene MTPAP). Gene Ontology annotation, biological process: mitochondrial mRNA polyadenylation. Gene Ontology annotation, molecular function: poly(A) RNA polymerase activity. NCBI's taxonomy places the organism in Eukaryota, Metazoa, Arthropoda, Malacostraca, Amphipoda, Hyalellidae. The record is from RefSeq and is a predicted model, not a curated record. The transcript is spliced from 10 exons. The annotation marks the transcript as partial.
AUAUCUUUGAAAACUUUGAUAGUCUUCUGACAAAACGACGAUGUCAGGCCGAGCGAAGCAUUGUAGUGGAGGUUCCAUCAGUUAACUCUUUAGACCAUGUCUUGCACAGCUGUUGUGCGAUUGGCCAAGUUUCAUCACUUUUUCACUAUACAACCUUCAAUAAAUAUGUCAACAAGCACAAAGAAAUGUUACUUGUUGAGUUCUCAGAGCCCAUUAGUGCACGUGAAAUGAUGCUUUACUGUCCAACUUCAUCAUCUGCAUGCCUACCGGUCCGGUCACCCUUCUUUCAGUACCAUGACCAAAGAACGUCUCCGGCACCUCUCCGGCAAUCUCAGAGUCUCUCAACUGACAACUUGAACAGACAAGAACAAGUGGAAAAGCAGAAAAUCUUCAGGGAGAACCUUCUCUCUGACAAAGAUCUCAAGCAAAGCAUUUUUUCUUGCAAUAGUAUAUCGGAGCAGAUGAAACUCUUCUAUGAUAAAACUAAGCUCACUGACCUGGGAAGCCGACUCAGAUUUUUGACAUGUCGACAGGUUGAGGUAGCACUGGCAGGUCCAUUACCUCAUCUGUCAGCACUGCCGUUUGGCUCGUCUGUGAAUGGUUUUGGGCACUGUUUGUCAGACCUCGAUAUGGUUAUGCAGUUGGAACAUUCAGAGCUUGUCAGAGCCUGUCCGGAGUGGGCUGAGAGCUUUGUGCUGCAGAAUGCAAGUGACACAGCAUUCGGUCAGCAGCGUGUAAGCAGCACGCGCUUCCUGGAGCUUGUUGCAGAUGUGUUGCGCAGCACAAGCCCAGGCUGCACACAGAUAGUGAAAGUACUGAAAGCCAGAGUGCCCAUUGUCAAGUACCAUCAACAGCUCACAGGACUCGAUUGUGAUCUCUCCAUAAACAAUUGGUCCGGGCUGUACAUGAGCGAGUUGCUGUACCAGUACAGCGCUCUGGACGCCCGCGUGGCGCCGCUGCUGUUCUGCCUGCGGCUGUGGGCGAAGGAGGCGCAGCUCACCUCGCAACACCCAGGCCGCUGGAUCACCAACUUCUCCAUCACCACCCUGGCUCUUUACUACCUCAUCUCACUCAGAAUCCUGCCUCCCUUCGAGCUGCUCAAGAAGCAUGCGCGCCCUGAAGACGCACGUGUGGCCGAGAACAGCCUUGACUGCUCCUACCUGCGAUCGCUGUCACGCAUCGCGGCGCUGCACUCGCCGCCCAAGGCCACGCGCAGCCUUACCUUAGAGGACCUCCUGCUCGGCUUCUUCAGCUUCUACGAUGAGUUCGACUUCAGGAAGCAUGGCCUCACCAUCAUCUACGGCAAAACUUUUAUCAAACCCGACUCGUCGGCAAUGUAUAUACAAAACCCGCUGGAUGGCUCGUUGAAUGUGAGUCGCAACGUGACGCUGGAGGAGGUCGAGAGGUUCAGCAUGGCGGUGACGCGGGCACUGCACUCUCUGCAUCAGGAUGCUCCUCAGACGUCUCCUGGGUGGGGUCUGCUAUCGUUGUGGUCCUCUUCUGAUCACCGUCCUCUGCAAGCCAUCAGUUUAGACUGGAAUCUAAUAUUCAAUAAUGACGUCAAGAAGUCUCCUCCUCAUAGUGCCGAGCAUUCCAGUGCUGAUAGUAACGUGUCACCUCAGAAUAGAGCAGCAGUUAAGCCAUCUGAUACUUUGCAUCGUAAAGUUGAUCUUCGACCUGAAAUUUCUACAGGAAAGAGCGUUCGGCUUGUAAGCAAUUCUUCACCGUCUGUAAUUAACCCACAGUCUGCUUCACGCAACAUACAAUCGCCCGUAGCUGAGGGCAAGUAUUUCUCUGAACUGAAACUCUCAUCUGCGAGUAAAAAUUCCAAUAGGAAGUCUUCUAAAAGUAACGAGCACAAGCGCAGUCUUAAGAUAUCCAUGAAGUCGAGGAAAUAACAACGGCCUAACCAUUAACCAAUUGUAAUGAUAAAACUUCCCGCUACCUGCCCUUCAUGUUAUUGUUUUAAUGGGGAGUUCCAGUUAGACACCAUGCAAAAGUGUCUUGUGGGAAUAGGAUACAGUAUUUAAAACUAAGAUUGUACUAUAGAAACUCACUUGAAUACAAAUAACGGCCGAUUUCUCGUCUGUGAUUGGUGGGUUUAGAUUGAAAAACCGUCAGUGAUGGGCUAAAUUGGGUACAAACUCGUAACUUUUUGACAGAACUCUCCCAGACCUUGACCUUGCCUCUGGUCUGAAACUUGUGUGUUUGGUUAUGUGAUCCUGCCUUCCUAUCAUCGUUUAUUAGAGUUGCUUACAGGCGGUUAACCAUUCUCAUGCUGCCACUCGAGAACGUUGGGGCUUUUGAAGAAUUUUUUAUCGACUAAUUUAUGUUUUGUUGGUGGCUUAUUUGUUGAGAAAUCCCGGCAUUGUUCAAUUUGAGAAUGUUACCUGCAGUUCAUGUCUUUGGAGAUCUGAUUAUCCAAAUAAUCCAGGCAAUGAAUGGUAGCAAUUAAAAUGCUUGUUAGAUCGAAGAUAAUCUUUAGCUCACAAAACUGGCUUUAAUUAUUUUCGAAAUAAAUGAAUGGCGAGAAAACUAUGGCUUUUAUUUACACGCAUUAAACGAGUGUGAGAGAAAGUGGCUGAAUAUUAAUAAAGAGUUGAUAAUAAGACGAGUGGCCUCCAAUGCCCUCGUGUGCGUGGGCGCCAUCGUUGGUGUUUUUUUCUUCAAUUUCGGAGUAUCCGUAGUAUUAUGAAUGAAAGUUAGGAGUUCUUGCUCAUCACGAACAUGGUUUUCAUCUAUUUUUCCUUUCCUUCUUUGAAAAAAAGCACCCGAUAUGACUAUCGCACGUGUUCUCCAUUCAUACUGGAGAUAUUUUCUCGUAUUGUGCACUAUAAUCACAUCCGGCAGUGAUAACGUUUGGAGUUUUUGUUGCAAGUCUGAGCACAAAUAAGUUGCAGGAGUCUCAGGAAAU